AUGAAUCAUGGCGGCGGUGGACAGAACCCCUAUUCGGAUCCCCAAUCAAAUGACCUUAUACACUAUCAGUCGAACACUCUUCUCACCCUCGAGCAGUAUAACGCGAACAUGGCACGCAUACAAGAAGCCCGAGAGCGACUUGAGCAAAUGGAAAAUCAGCAGACGCAGGGUAUACUGAGGUACUACGAGCGGAAACAGCUCCAAGAGGCCGUAGAGCGGGGCAAGCUCGCAGAAGAACGAAUAAGAGCAUUGGAGGCGGGCGAAAACCCCAGCUACUCUUUCGCGUCGGCACCCGUUGCGACAUCCUCGAGCUCGAACGAAGGAUUCUACCCACAAGCGCAAGUAGCGAACACGAAUGAGAUACCGUCUUCCGCGCGUAUUGUUGAGGUCUCCGGCUCGGCGAGCUCCCCACCUCUGGACCGUAUGAAUCAACGUCAACGGGCCUAUUCAAACGGCGGCGUUCAGCAGCAGGUCCCAGGUUCCGGCUACUUCAACUCUGGAUUCCAGAAUGUGGCGUACCAGAACGCACAACAAUACGUGAACAACAUGAACCCAGGUCCCAGCAGCGCGAUGUACUCCAACAUCCCACCCGCCUUCGUCGGCAGGCAAAACGUUCCACUGGCGUUCUCCGGUACUACAUCUCACCCUCAAUUCCAGCCCGCUAUUGGACGUCAGGCCUCGCAAACACAGCCUUCAUACACACCGUCUGCAUACACGCAAGCUGCUCAAGCGUAUAAUCAGCAAGGUCAGGCUCAGCAAGUUCAACAGGUUCAGCCAGUCCAGCACGCUCACGGUAAAUCUCCAACCUCAAAUUUCGUUGGCGAGGUCCCAAUAUUCGUUGUCGACCGACAAGUCAUCGACCGCGCAACCAUCUUCCUCCACUCUUGUUUCACAACCUCUUCAAACAACACCUACCGCUUUCCCUGUGCCUCCCAUGUCCUUGCCGUCGACUUCACAAACUUCCCGCCGCUCGACAGCACCCAUACCAUCUUCCACGAUACCAACACCUUCUCCAUUUACCCCUUUCACUUCACAACACCAUUCCGCUCAGGCAAGACCGCUCGCAUGUUUCACAACGCAGCCACCUUACCCGAUGCGACCCUUGCCCCUUCCGAAGACAUCCUCUCCCCGCACAGAUCCAACUCCACCGUCAACAGAAACCUCGGCGUCGAGCAGUGCUCAGACCUCUUCUGGCAGGCGAGAGUUGUGGACCCCAGACAAGGCGGACACGCGGCGUCUCGCCAUGGACAUCUUGCGUGCCCUAGGGCGGCCGAAGGGCCGGCCAGGAGAGCCUCUCGGGCCUAUGGCACCUGCGCCUACGACCCCAUCCGCACCUACGACUUCAUCUGCACCUACGACGUCGGCACCUAUCAGCUCUACCCCAGCCAAAUCUUCAACACCUUCCGUCCCUUCAACGCUGUUUGCAAGUCUUGCACCGUCCCCAUCCAUCAUGCCUGCGCCCCCUGCUCCAACUGGUCUUCUUAUGUCAUCUGUGCCUACUCCAGUGUCUGCGGGACCGUCUCCUUCCAAUUCAAUGCCCAUGAAACGGAAAGCUUCGCCGGAACUUCGACCCUCUACACCGUCAAAACGCGCGCGAACUGA
This is a messenger RNA of Epithele typhae, 1602 nucleotides long. RefSeq lists its product as uncharacterized. NCBI's taxonomy places the organism in Eukaryota, Fungi, Basidiomycota, Agaricomycetes, Polyporales, Epitheliaceae. The transcript has 7 exons. Bases 1 to 1602 code for a protein of 533 amino acids. The record is from RefSeq and is a predicted model, not a curated record.